AUGCCAAAUCAUCGGCAGGGUUGGCGUGGAGGCUGGAAUGACGGCUGGAAGCAGCAACAUCAUGGUCGUUGGCCUCGUGAUGCCAAAGGCACCGAGCACGAGGUGAAGGAAGGCUGGAGUUGUCGCACGAGACAUGAUUCAGGCGGCCUUCAAGACGAAGGCUGGAGUCAUUCUUGGCGCAGCUGGCCGCAGGAUAAAGGUAGUGGUGCUACGCAGCUCGAUGGUGACGGGGAUGAAGGUUGGGGAUGGUGGAGCAAUGACAGCAGGCGUGACUCAGGCUGGAGUCAUCCUUGGCGCAGCUGGCCGCAGGAUAAAGGUAGUGCGGCUGCGCAGCUCCCUGGCGAAGGGGAUGAAGGUUGGGGAUGGUGGAGCAAUGACAGCAGGCGUGACUCAGGCGGCGUUCAAGAAGAAGGCUGGAGUGAAAGUUGGCGCCAGUGGUCUGAGGACGAAGGCUUCAAAACGAAGCUGCCGCAGAAGCAAGACGAAGGUUUGGACCAGCAGCUGCAAAGCAAAGCCGCAGGUCGGCUCUUCGCCCGGGCUUUGCGGUCUGCUACGAUCCCACAGCGCCGAGUCGGGCCAGAGCCCUCGGAGCCCUCCGAGACUGCAACCGUGGCCCCGGCUCCGAGAGAGACUUGGGCGGCGUGCCCAAAAGAGAGUGACAUCCACUCCCAAAUGUGCGGUACUGGGCGCGUCGACCCCUUCGACGUGGGCUAUGCAUGUACGAGCAUCCCGGACCAUCAGCCCGACGGCAGGGCUGCCAAGCAGCCCCUCAGCCGUGUCUGGCAGUCCGCCAAAGUGCUGGACGACGGCAAGAUGGUGUACAUCGGCCACGAGCAGCCCAUCGAGGUCUUCCGAGCAAAGCUCGCGAACGGCCGAGAGCAGCUCUUGACUACAGAGGGGUGGAAGCUGUACAUUUUGCAGAGGUCCGCCCUGGCCCGGUACCCCAAGAAGGCGGUCAUCGCCCCAAAGAUCCUCAUGGACGAGGAUGUCAUCAACGAGAAGAUUCAGAACGCGGACAUCCCGGACGAUGUGGACGCCACGUGUAUGACGUCCGAGGACGGGUCGGGUCCUGGCGCAGGCCGAGCUCCUGCGGGCUCCGAGCUUCUCCGGGCCCUGGAGGUAUCUGCAGCAUCUCUCUGGGCCCUCGGGGCCCUUGUCGGAGUGCUGGUCUUCCGAGCAAAGCUCGCGAACGGCCGCGAGCAGCUGCUGACCACGGAAGGGUGGAAGCUGUACAUUUUGCAGCGCUCCGCCCUUGCGCGGUACCCAAAGAAGGCGGUCAUCGCGCCGAAGAUCCUCAUGGACGAGGACGACAUCAACGAGAAAAUUCAGAACGCGGACAUCCCGGACGACGUGGACGGGACCUGCAGUCUUAGCUUCCACCCUUCCGUGGUAAGCUCGAGCACAGCGGAUCUCUGUGACACCGGAUUCAUGCACUGCACCACAAAGGUGGAGCUGAAGAACUUGAACGACAGCCGUGGCGAAUCUCGAAAGACACUCUUGCGAAGUCAGCCGCGGUGUGCAGACAUGACCAGUGAGAGCAUGUGGCAGCGUCAGUCCACGGGCCAUUAUGUGAUGGCUGGGACACCGGUGGCAACCUGGCAAACGCACGCGGCCAGCCCCUGCCGGCAGCUGGACCAUGCUGGAAGACAAGUCUUCAGCACAUGGUACCUGCUGAAUCUUGCAUUGCACAGCCCAUCCUUUCGGCACCUCAACCUCAGCACCUUGCUUCUGUCUGAGAAGGCUGGAAUGACGGCUGGAAGCAGCAACAUCAUGGUCGUUGGCCUCGUGAUGCCAAAGGCCCGGUGCCCUCUGCAAACAGUCGCCUGCCGAUAUGAGAUGUGCUGCGGCGCUGCGCGAGGCACCGAGCACGAGGUGAAGGAAGGUAGCAUAGAAAAGCACUUCAGCGAGCAAUAUGGAGCACUCCUUGGCGACAGGCUGGAGUCAUUCUUGGCGCAGCUGGCCGCAGGUAGUGGUGCUACGCAGCUCGAUGGUGACGGGGAUGAAGGCGUCGCCUCUGCCUGUGAUGAUUCGCAGUGGCGUGCCGUGUGCAAGCAGGUUGGGGAUGGUGGAGCAAUGACAGCAGGUAGUGCGGCUGCGCAGCUCCCUGGCGAAGGGGAUGAAGGCCAGGCGCUCAUGGGCUGGAGUGAAAGUUGGCGCCAGUGGUCUGAGGACGAAGGCUUCAAAACGAAGCUGCCGCAGAAGCAAGACGAAGGUUUGGACCAGCAGCUGCAAAGCAAAGCCGCAGGUCGGCUCUUCGCCCGGGCUUUGCGGUCUGCUACGAUCCCACAGCGCCGAGUCGGGCCAGAGCCCUCGGAGCCCUCCGAGACUGCAACCGUGGCCCCGGCUCCGAGAGAGACUUGGGCGGCGUGCCCAAAAGAGAGUGACAUCCACUCCCAAAUGUGCGGUACUGGGCGCGUCGACCCCUUCGACGUGGGCUAUGCAUGUACGAGCAUCCCGGACCAUCAGCCCGACGGCAGGGCUGCCAAGCAGCCCCUCAGCCGUGUCUGGCAGUCCGCCAAAGUGCUGGACGACGGCAAGAUGGUGUACAUCGGCCACGAGCAGCCCAUCGAGGUCUUCCGAGCAAAGCUCGCGAACGGCCGAGAGCAGCUCUUGACUACAGAGGGGUGGAAGCUGUACAUUUUGCAGAGGUCCGCCCUGGCCCGGUACCCCAAGAAGGCGGUCAUCGCCCCAAAGAUCCUCAUGGACGAGGAUGUCAUCAACGAGAAGAUUCAGAACGCGGACAUCCCGGACGAUGUGGACGCCACAUAUAUGAAAUCCGAGGAUGGGACGCGUGUUAUGUUCUCCUGGAGGGACGUGCUGGCAAGCAAGUCCAAAGCUAAGUGA
This is a messenger RNA of Symbiodinium sp. CCMP2592, 2844 nucleotides long. The record is from the annotation of a GenBank genome assembly. NCBI's taxonomy places the organism in Eukaryota, Dinophyceae, Suessiales, Symbiodiniaceae.